GCCCCGUGCGCGCCAGGCGCCCAUCCGUGACCUUGGCCGCGGAGGAGGGGCUAGGCCUGCGGGGCGGCGGCCACCAGAGGGGGCUGCGGCUAAGAACUUAACUCGGCACCGCCCUCUCCAGCCUCCUCCUCGUCCGCCCCGCCCCGGCCCACCCCGGCCCGGCCCGCCGGGGACCGCAGCCCCGCGGGUUCCCGGACUUGCCGAACCCCAGUGCGGGGAUGGGCGCGCUGUUCCGAGCGCUUCUGCUCCCGCUGCUGGCGCAGUGGCUCUUGCGCGCUGCCCCCGCGCUGGCCCCGGCGCCCUUCACGUUGCCCCUUCAGGUGGCCGCGGCCACGAGCCACAGAGCCUCUGCCGUUCCGGGGCUCGGGACUCCCGAGUUGCCCCGUGCAGAUGGCCUGGCGCUCGCACUGGAGCCCGCAGGGGCUACCGCCAACUUUUUGGCUAUGGUGGACAACCUGCAGGGGGACUCUGGCCGCGGCUACUACCUGGAGAUGUUGAUCGGGACCCCGCCGCAGAAGCUGCAGAUUCUUGUGGACACGGGAAGCAGUAACUUCGCUGUGGCCGGUGCCCCGCAUUCCUACAUAGACUCCUACUUUGACUCUGGGAGAUCCAGCACGUACCACCCAAAGGGCUUUGAUGUCACUGUGAAGUAUACACAGGGCAGCUGGACUGGCUUCGUUGGAGAGGAUGUUGUCACCAUCCCAAAAGGCUUCAACAGCUCAUUCUUGGUCAAUAUUGCCACUAUUUUUGAGUCUGAGAAUUUCUUUUUGCCUGGGAUUAAAUGGAAUGGAAUUCUUGGACUUGCUUAUGCUGCUUUGGCCAAGCCAUCAAGCUCUCUGGAGACUUUCUUUGAUUCGUUGGUGGCACAAGCAAAUAUUCCAGACAUUUUCUCCAUGCAGAUGUGCGGCGCUGGAUUGCCAGUAGCUGGAUCUGGUACCAACGGAGGUAGUCUUGUCCUAGGUGGAAUUGAACCAAGUUUGUAUAAAGGAGAUAUCUGGUAUACCCCAAUUAAAGAGGAAUGGUACUAUCAGAUAGAGAUCCUGAAAUUGGAAAUCGGAGGCCAGAGCCUCAACCUGGACUGCAGAGAGUACAAUGCAGACAAGGCCAUCGUGGACAGCGGCACCACUCUCCUGCGUCUGCCCCAGAAGGUGUUCAACGCCGUAGUGGAAGCCGUGGCACGCACAUCCCUGAUUCCAGAGUUCUCUGAUGGCUUCUGGACGGGGGUCCAGCUGGCAUGCUGGACAAAUUCUGAAACGCCAUGGGCAUAUUUUCCUAAGAUUUCUAUCUACCUGAGAGAUGAGAACUCCAGUCGUUCCUUCCGAAUCACCAUUCUGCCUCAGCUCUACAUUCAGCCCAUGAUGGGAGCUGGUCUCAAUUAUGAAUGCUACCGUUUUGGUAUCUCCUCUUCUACAAAUGCACUGGUGAUUGGCGCCACUGUGAUGGAGGGCUUCUACGUGGUCUUUGACAGAGCUCGGAAGAGAAUGGGCUUCGCAGUGAGUCCCUGUGCAGAGAUUGCUGGUACCACAGUGUCUGAGAUCUCUGGGCCCUUCUCCACGGAAGACAUAGCCAGCAAUUGUGUUCCAGCACACGCUCUGAAUGAGCCCAUCUUGUGGAUGGUGUCCUAUGCCCUGAUGAGUGUGUGCGGAGCCAUCCUCCUGGUUCUUAUCCUCCUGCUGCUGCUCCCGCUGCACUGCCGACGUGGCCCCCGUGACCCUGAGGUUGUUAAUGAUGAGUCCUCACUGGUCAGACAUCGCUGGAAAUGAAGAGCCUCGUCUGAACUCCAGCUGCCUUGAACCCAGCUCUUCCCAGGAGCACAUCUCUGGUUGGCUUCUCUGUCCAUCGGUCUGGAGUCUCAGCUGUGAUCUGAAUGCCUUCCAGACUCACUGUAACUCCAUUACUCUUGAUUUCCAGGUUUUCAGAUCUUUUCUACUUCGGAGGGAAACAAUAAUAAAAGCACCUUGUUGUGAACCAAAACAGUGCAUUGGGCUUCAGGAUAUGGGACUGGUUAUACCAAACUGCCCAGUGUACCACCAAAACCAAAAAUCAGCCCAAACAAACAACAGAAGAGGGCAAGUCAUGGUUAGUGACUGUCUUCUCUUCAACCUCAGGAAAAUCAGUUCAGUUGCUAGAGCUCUCUUGCCUAAAGGAAACUUUUGGUAUUGACCGUAUUAAUGGUAUUUGGUGCUAGGCUACUGCCUAGUCUAGAACAGAUGAAAAGGCUUUUAAUAUCUGAGGAGGAGAAGUAGCCUUGGGCCUGAUGAGAGUCACCAGCCUUCUACACCUGACUGCAUUGCAGGACCUUGAGUAGGUCUCAGGGCCCCCCAGACAUGACAAGCUACACUCUGAUCACACCUCACACAACCCCCUGACAGGGGAAGGUAGAGUGGAAUGGAGUGCUAAUGACAUGCGGACUCUGCUCACAGGCCGAGGUGCUUCAUGUGUCACUUGGCCAGGAUGUGUCGGUGCAGGCACCUGAUUCCACUAGUGCCCUAGCUGUCAGGGGAGGCAGACAGGUGCUGAGCUGCAGUCAUACGACAUUUUGUCACCACGCUGGUCUUCUUCACAUACGCUUACUCAGAUUUCAAGUUAAUUAAUCAUGUUUUAAUGAGGAAAACAAACUCAGUCUCUCUCUCUCUCUGCUGCCGUAAUUGUUUCUUUUCUCCAAAUCUUCUCUGGAACUAAGUUGGUAAUUACUGAUCUGGGAAUGGAGACAUGGCCAGCUGCCCAUGCUUCUGACCAGCUGUCAGGGAAGAAAGACUCGUGACUUGGCAUCAUUUCCAUUUUUCUGAGUCCUUUGAAGCCAUGCAUUUUCCUUCAUAAGACGCCUGGGGCUCAAGUGUACCAAUGCAAAGAAACCUGAAGGCACUUGGCGUGCAGAUGACCUCUGUGGUUCUCCCUUAUGGGGACAGGAAGGAAAGCCUUAGCAAUGGGGGACCAGCAGUAUAUCUACUGCCAUUUGAGGCCUUUGCCAAAGUGAGGUAGAAGCCUGUAACUCCAUGUGAACAUUUGUUUAUGAUGGGACAUAAUUGACAUGCAAAGCCAUUUUUCACACACACACACACACACACACACACACACACACAAAUGCACACAUUUCUGUGCCAAGUUCAGUGUUCAUUUUGUGCUGCUACAGGGAUGGGUUGGAUAUAAAACACUCCACCUAGAGUGCCAGGGAGCCCCCACCCCAUCAGGAGUGUUUGUGGUGUUGACAACAGACUUCAGACGUCUCAGCCAUCUGGUCUGCACACUUGGUCACCUCCACAUUGAGAAAUGCAUGGCCGUGCCAAGGACAUGCAGGAGCCAUCAGGCAUGUUGCAGUGAACGGGAAGCCUCCCCAGCAGCCAGAGGAACCUUCUGGGAGAUUCUGGUGUGAGAGGACUUGAGCUGUUGCAGAAGGAAAAACAAACAGAAGCAGGAACAGCAUUGUGCUCUCACAUGCUCACCAACGUGUCCAGCCUGUUCUGGUUGAGAACAAAUAAUCCCAAAAUGCAUUAAGGCUUAGAAAUCUCUAGAAGUGUGAUGCUGUUCACCUGUUGAUUUUUCUGUUGAUUCCUGUCUCUAGGCAGGUUUGAUGGAAGUGAACCAAGUUCUUCGGAUACUCUGCCACCCUUCCCUGUGCUGUGGGGACUACGAAUCCCUGAAACAGGACGGCUCGGUCCUCACACUCACACUAUCCAAAUCUUUGUAUUAGGUUAGGCUUCUGAAGAGCAAAAGGUUUCUGGCACACUGAGUCAGUGGGUGCCUGUGUGACAGUACAGGGUACAGACAAGCAGGGUGUUCAGGCACACGGAUUUUGUAUCAAAUGUCCCUACCUUUGCAGAUGCAACUGCAUGUGACAUUUUGGUGGUAACACUUACAUUACAAAAGCAUAGCUUAGCAAGCAGAACGAAAUAGACAGUUGUAUUUGGGACAUUUUCCUGGCACAUGCUGCCUUUUAGUCAAAACUGUGGUGACACCCACCUCCCGAGUUCUGCAAAUUGAGGCUUCACUUGGCAAACUUUCAGGAAGGUUUGCUUUGAACAGAAAUUGAAGUAGCACCCUUUUGAGGGUCUCAGUUUUGCCUUGAAUAGAAUGAGGAAAACACUGGAAGAUGGGAGCACCUCCCACCUGCACGGUGCGGCUUCAUGUUGGCUUGUCAUAAACCUGCCAGCUCUGAGGAGAAACCUGGCUUCACUUCAACUGAAACAAUUAUUUGAAAUAAGCUGAUGUUUUCUUCCUGAGGAGAUGUUUAGAAGCCUGGAGUUACCUGGGUAGUGGUGCCGCACACCAUUAGGCCCAAUACGCAGGAGGAGCUACCCCUGCAGGCAGGUCUCUGUGAGUUCUAGGCCAGCUAGAGUGAGUUCCAGGACAGCCAGUGCUAUGCAAAGAAACCCUCUCUUGAGAAACCAACCCAACCCAAAAGUCUGAAGUUAAAUUCUGUCUUCAGGUAACUAAAGAUAUAUGUUUUUAAACAAUAGCAAGAAAUAAAAAGGAUCCGUGUCCCCACAGUGAGAGCUGCUGGCGAUCUGUCUCCAGUCUCCUGGUGUGGACCUUGCAUUUUCUUUUGAGCCAGAAACAAGUGCCUGGAGUUAGAGACCAACGUGCUGCACACGGCCAUGGGUGUGCUCUUUCCAGCACAUCCCACUUCUGGUAUUCUGGGAAGAAUUUAUCUGACUGGUCCUGAAACCAGGAGGUUUGUGUUAGAGAUACAGUUGGGUCAGAAAACUGAGAGUAAAAUAAUUCCCAGAAAGCAACAGUAAGCACUUCACAGCUUGCGGAAGAGGUUUUCUAAAGCAGAUUCUCUCCUCUCAUUUAAGAGGUAGGGAGGGACUACUUGAUGAUUUAAUUAAGAAUGGGGAUUUGUUAAACUGCUCUUACCAUUUUCUUGUCUGGUUGGGAUUUGAAUUCCAGCUUCCUCCCUGGGAAUAGACAGCUACCCAGAAGUCUGUCUUGCAGGGAAGGAUAAUUGAGUUUCACAGCAUUUAUCUUUAUUAGUAGAAACCAAAUAGCUGGAUGGCAUCCCAGCAUGUUUUCUUUUGCAUGAAGUUACUAGAAUUGAUUAUUGGCACACCCACAGGGGGAAAAAAUCAUCACUAUUUUCUAAGGCAAAACAACGGAAUAGCACACAAUACAAAACUGUAUAUUUUACUGCCAGAAAAAAAGCCCACAUAUGUGAUUAUGUUCCUCUCCAGUAAGUUUUAAGAAUUACAGAACUGAGUUUGUGGCAAUUUAUCAAUUAGAGAGAAAAGCUGAGGUUUUUUUUGGGAGGGGGCAUUUAAGAGAGUCCUAAUGUGAUUAGAAUAAGCUCACAGAAUAAACAGGAUUAACACUUCAGGAAAAUGUUCUUCUAUCUGGGCAUUAGCUUUCUUUUAACUUCAAAUUUCCCCACUGUGUUGAUUUUACCUUACAGAACUUUAUCCCCCACCCCACCCCCAGUCUUAGGAAUGUCCAGACAUUGAAGUCAACCUUGACAGAGAAUAUGUGAGAGGGCAGUAGCCUGCAUGUUCCCUGAGCCAAACACAGAUUGGUCAAUUCAUCAGCAAAGUCAGAGAUUCCUGGGAGCUGAUAAAGUCUAGACUUUUAGAGGAGGACAAGGGCUGAAGGAGUCAGGAGAGAGGUACACCCCCCCAGACAGGGUGGGCAACCCACUUCACUCCAGUUUUCAGAGCGCCCUAUGUGUCAGGAAUUUCCAAAGGCAACCCCUCAAGCUGAUCAUCGGCCACGAGCAGACAGUCAGCAUAGGGCAGUUUAUUUUGUUUAGAGGAUGGCUACUCUAGUAAGAGCAGAGUGCCUGAGGUAGGAGCAGAGCCAGGCCUGAAGCGGAGGGGUCAAAGCUGUGUGCUGGGCAAUUCACUGGGCAAGGGAGAGUUACUCCAGCCACACUGACGUGGCCAAAUUCCUUUUGGGGACUGUCUACUCAGAAAGGGACCCUGACAACUGAAGCUGGGCAGUCUCGUGAUAAUCAGCCUUGUUGGACCGCCCACCCACUCUGAAAGCCAUGACCAUAUUCCUCCAGGGAUGGCUUCCAUCAGAGACAUAUCCUGAAAGAAGAGUUUGGGUGGGCAGAGCUUCCUUCCUGCUACUGUCAUCCUCGAAUCUGUGCCCUGUCUACCUGGGAAAGAAAACACUCACAGAGUCCCACAUUGCCAGGGUGAGUACUGCUGAAUGAAGAAUGCCAUGUAAGGAGAGAACUUAGUAAUUUCCUUCUGAGAUGAAGACAGACAGACAUAGCUUCCCCACCCUUUCCCCCUUUGCUGCAGUAUCACACAGUCUCACCAGAGAGGGACUCAGUUCAAACUCACAGAGUAUGUGGGGUUCUUACAUGCUAGUGAAAACUGAAGUUUUAGAGUGUAAAAAGGCUGUGUUUCCUUUUGCCUCCAUUCAACUGCAUAGUUGAGUAUCCUUAAGGUUUAAGAUGCUCUCUGGGCAUGGAAAGGGCCACUACAUCCCCUGCUUCUCUGGCAUGCAAGGUUUGGGUUCUGGUGGGAGAACUAUAAGCCAUGCUCCAGGUAUGGUGGCACUUGCCUUUAAUCCCAACACAGGAGGCAGAGGCAGGUAGGUAUCCAGGAUGCCUGGUGUAGAUAGUGAGGUUCACGCCACCCAAAUUACAUGGUAAGACUUUGCAAAUAAAUAAAUAAAUAAAUAAAUAAAUAAAUAAAUAAAUAAGUGAUCCGAGCCUCCUUCUACCGAAUUCUGGAAAAGGCAGAAAGUAGUACUUUGUAAAAUGUAUUUUGUGUAGCUCUCAUUUAUUCAUAUUUUCAUACAUGGUUCUUGAGUGUAAAUUGUAUUUCUGAAGAUGCUUCUAACUGGUUAAUGUUUUCUUUGGGAAUCUUCCUCCAUUUCUGGGACACUGAACUAAUUUCAAAUCAACAUACGAUUAGAAUAUACAUACCAGGCCCUCCACCCUGGAGUUUUCUAGAAUAAUAUUAUUUUUGUACUUGUCCAUCCUGCUAAGAUGUAUACCACUGAAAGGGGGUGAGAUGUCUGAUUCAGUCUGAAUAAAUAACACUUCCUGCU
This is a messenger RNA of Psammomys obesus (fat sand rat), 6996 nucleotides long. RefSeq names its product beta-secretase 2 (gene Bace2). The transcript has 9 exons. The record is from RefSeq and is a predicted model, not a curated record. Gene Ontology annotation, biological process: membrane protein ectodomain proteolysis; amyloid-beta metabolic process. Gene Ontology annotation, cellular component: membrane; endosome; trans-Golgi network. The coding region runs from base 219 to 1763 and encodes 514 amino acids. Gene Ontology annotation, molecular function: aspartic-type endopeptidase activity. NCBI's taxonomy places the organism in Eukaryota, Metazoa, Chordata, Mammalia, Rodentia, Muridae.